CUUUUUAUGGUACAAAGAAAAAAUAUCACCUCUUUAUCUCCGUCAGAGCUCUGUUUCCAUCAGGACACGAGCAUCCUCAGAUCGAAGCCCCACCACCUCCAUCGGCAGAUCAGAUGGCUAGCCUAUGGCGAGCCGUGAUGGGCGAUUCACCGCCCAACGCCGACGAUUAUGACGGCGUCGAGUACUGGUUAAAUCCCGAGCGCACCGGCUGGCUCACAAAGCAAGGUGAGUACAUCAAGACCUGGCGUCGCCGUUGGUUCGUCUUGAAACAAGGAAAGGUCUUCUGGUUCAAGGAGUCCAUCGUUACUCGCGGCUCCCGCCCACGUGGUGUGAUCCCAGUGGCCGCUUGCCUCACAGUGAAAGGAGCCGAAGAUGUCAUCAACAAGCAGUUCGCUUUUGAGCUCUCGACCCGAUCCGAUACCAUGUACUUCAUUGCAGAUUCGGAAAAAGAGAAGGAGGAUUGGAUCAAUUCGAUCGGAAGGUCAAUUGUUCAGCUCUCGAGGUCUGUCACUGACAAAGAGAUCGUUGAUUAUGAUAGCAACAGAUGAUCAUUUGCUCUAACGAUCUCUAUCUCUUUAACAAUUUUGUCUGUAAAAUUUGGUACGAUGCUCUUCCCUUUGGUUUGUAUAUGAAGCGAUAAAAUAAUCUCUCUUGUUUAAAUUAAUUCGAAGUACAAUAUGAGAAUUUCUAUGCUUUUAGGGUUU
Molecule: messenger RNA, 704 nt
Organism: Lactuca sativa (garden lettuce)
Lineage: Eukaryota; Viridiplantae; Streptophyta; Magnoliopsida; Asterales; Asteraceae
Source: RefSeq, a predicted model, not a curated record